AUGUUCUCAGACCCACAGCAAAUAGCCCCCCAACUUAUGUACAGUAACCGUCCAGUAAAAGUUAAAAUCUAUCUCUCUGCCAAGCUGGAGUGCAUGUUUUCUGGAUAUGAUCCACAAAGUCAGAAUCUUCCAUACAUCAAGUGGUACUUUGACAAUGGAACUCAGAUUCAGAGAUCAGCUAAAUUUGGGUUUGCUCAUGAAAACCGUGUUUUGACAAUAGGCACAGUUUCAGAAGACGAUGAAAAGAUAUACAAGUGUGAAGCAAGCAAUGGUGCUGGUACAUCAAAAAAAGAAGAGCUGUUUUUAAACGUCACUGGUCCACCAAUGUUUGUUGCUGGUGGCGCACCUAGUGAUAUAAUUGUUCUGAAAGGAAAAGAUGCUGUUUUUAACUGUAAUGCAAAAUCAGUUACGUCUGAACUGCAACCAGAAGAACCCAUUUGGUAUAUCAAUGGCAUACGUACAGGUUUACAUACAGAUCCAAAGAAAUAUGUGGCAUCAGAUGGCAACAGAAAGCUAACUGUAAAAAAUGUGAAAAAAGAUACAGAUAUUCUCUGUGUGCAGUGUUACGUUGAAAACUCUGAAGGAGGGAUCUGGGGCGAUGGAUGUGUAACAGUUAUCUUGCCAAUCAAAGUUAUACAACAGCCAGUGACACCACAAGAAAUUGAGCACGGAGAUGUCAUAGACCUUGCUGUAACUGCAACAACUGACCCUUCAAUGACCCUCAAGCAGAAAUGGGAACACAAUGGUACCGUGUAUGAUAACCUGGACCAGAUACCUUUUGUCAAACAAAGGGCCAUCAACACCAGUGAACUGUCGGAAGACCAGUUCAAAGAAGUUUUGGGGCUAUACAUAGUCACUUUGUAUCAUUCACAUGACUCAAAAAUUAUAGACAUUAACGUGGUAACCACGUUUAAACCUGUUGUUACUGUCCCGGUUUAA
Molecule: messenger RNA, 939 nt
Organism: Physella acuta
Lineage: Eukaryota; Metazoa; Mollusca; Gastropoda; Physidae
Product: muscle M-line assembly protein unc-89-like
Biological process (GO): homophilic cell-cell adhesion; axon guidance; dendrite self-avoidance
Cellular component (GO): plasma membrane; axon
Molecular function (GO): cell-cell adhesion mediator activity
Source: RefSeq, a predicted model, not a curated record